Adelges cooleyi (spruce gall adelgid) is the source of this 1508-nucleotide messenger RNA. RefSeq names its product acyl-CoA Delta-9 desaturase-like. Gene Ontology annotation, molecular function: stearoyl-CoA 9-desaturase activity; iron ion binding. The record is from RefSeq and is a predicted model, not a curated record. NCBI's taxonomy places the organism in Eukaryota, Metazoa, Arthropoda, Insecta, Hemiptera, Adelgidae. Bases 333 to 1376 code for a protein of 347 amino acids. Gene Ontology annotation, biological process: unsaturated fatty acid biosynthetic process. Gene Ontology annotation, cellular component: endoplasmic reticulum membrane. The transcript has 6 exons.
UCGCGCAGUGUUGUUCAGUUGUGCUGGGCGGUUGUUUGGUGUUUUCCGACGGAUUUGCACAACCCGAUAAGGUACACUGAUAAAAUAUUGUGUCGUUUUUUUUCUCAGUUAUUAACGAUUUUUCUAUACAGGUACGCUGAAUAAUAUAGUCACGCGUAUCAUAUUGUUUUGAGUGUGCGUAGAUCGGCGAGAGACGGAAAUUCAUUUUUUCCGCCGUCCGUUGAACCUCGUAUCCAUUUUAGUUUUUUUGAUUACAAUUUGUCGCGUCAACCUUGACCGUCACCGGCAACCUGUUCGUGUGAUGUACCUGAACGGCGGACUAUACUGAAACCAUGGGUGAAGCGCAUGUUCAUUACAGCAACGGGAAUAGUCAAAAUGGCGGCCAGCACAUCCCAAGACGACCGUACCAGAAAGUCGUGUGGCGCAAUGUAAUACUGUUUGCCUACCUUCACGUGGCAGCCCUGUACGGCGUGUUCCUAAUAUUUACUUCGGCCAAAAUCGCCACCACUCUAUUUGCGAUUUUCAUGUACCAAAUCUCCUCGAUUGGCAUCACUGCAGGGGCUCACAGACUUUGGUCGCACCGGGCAUAUAAAGCAAAAUGGCCGUUGCGCCUCAUACUUAUCAUUUUCAACACAAUUGCGUUCCAAAAUCACGUGUACGAAUGGGCUCGCGAUCAUCGAUUACAUCACAAAUACAGUGAAACCGAUGCGGAUCCACAUAAUGCCAAAAGAGGGUUUUUCUUUUCGCACGUCGGCUGGUUGUUAUGUCGCAAACAUCCUGACAUAAUGGAAAAGGGACGUGGAAUCGACAUGAGUGACUUGCUAGCCGAUCCAUUAGUGGCUUUUCAAAAAAGGUACUACAAGUCCCUGAUGCUGCUGAUGUGUUUCAUAUUGCCUACGUUGUUACCAGUUUACUGUUGGGGUGAAAGUUGGGCCAAUUCGUGGUUUGUGGCCACAAUGUUCCGGUAUACUCUUUCGCUGAAUGUCACAUGGUUGGUCAACAGUGCAGCACACAUGUGGGGUGGACGUCCUUAUGAUAAGUUCAUCAAUCCAGCCGAAAACUUGACUGUGGCCAUUCUAACGCUAGGAGAAGGUUGGCACAACUAUCAUCAUGUGUUUCCGUGGGACUACAAAGCAGCAGAGUUGGGCGACUACAAGUUAAACAUGACGACGGCAUUCAUAGACUUCUUUUCGAAAAUUGGCUGGGCUUAUGACCUGAAAACCGUGUCGGCAGACUGCAUACGCAAGCGCGUCGAACGUACCGGAAAAAGUGACAAUGUCAAAGACGAACAGACUAACUUGCCUUGGGGUUGGGACGACAACGACUUACCACAGUCAGACCGCGAAGCAGCAACGAUAAUUAACAAGCAAGGAUGAGUUGUUUAAACCUAAUUUUGGACGUUUUUUUUAUCCUUUUACUAAAUUGUGUGUGCUACUCUGUAAGCAUGUGUUAUGUAUUUGUAAAUAUUAAGUUUACUCUACCAUUAAAGUUUAUUUGUUAAUAUGAUG